Messenger RNA from Drechmeria coniospora, 1359 nucleotides. RefSeq names its product putative serine-tRNA ligase, cytosolic. Gene Ontology annotation, cellular component: cytosol. Lineage: Eukaryota; Fungi; Ascomycota; Sordariomycetes; Hypocreales; Ophiocordycipitaceae. The transcript has 6 exons. The record is from RefSeq and is a predicted model, not a curated record. Gene Ontology annotation, biological process: seryl-tRNA aminoacylation. Bases 1 to 1359 code for a protein of 452 amino acids. Gene Ontology annotation, molecular function: serine-tRNA ligase activity; ATP binding; tRNA binding.
AUGCUGGACGUCGUCGAUUUCAUAAAGGAGAGGGGGGGUGACCCGGAAAAGAUCCGCGAGUCUCAGCGCCGUCGGCAUGCCAACGUCGAGAUCGUCGAUGAGAUCAUUGACCUCUUCGAGGACCACCGCCGCAGUGCGUUGCCCGUCUCUCGUCCUGCCUUGAUCUGCCUUGCUUCACAAUACAAUUCUCACCGGACUGACAUUAAACGGCACGCCAAGGAGAAUGCCGACGAACUCCUUCAACAAAAGAUGGAGCUUGAAAAGGAAAAAAAAAGCCUUGUCGAGUCGGCUGCUCAGAAGGAGGCCACCCUCAAGUCCAAGAUCAGGACGAUCGGCAACUACGUCCACGAUUCCGUCCCCGUCAGCAACAAUGAGGAUGACAACGCAGUUCUGCGCACCUGGGCCCCCGAAGGCGUAGCGGUCGAGAAGCGCAAGGUUCUCUCGCAUCACGAGGUUCUCCUUCGGCUCGAUGGCUACGACCCCGAUCGCGGCGUCAAGGUUGUCGGUCACCGCGGCUACUUCCUCCGUCAGUGGGGUGUCUUCCUCAACCAAGCCCUCAUCAACUACGGACUCGAGUUCCUCACCCAGCGAGGCUACACCGCUCUGCAAGCCCCCCAGUUCAUGCUCAAGGACUACAUGGCCAAGACGGCCCAGCUCGAGGACUUCGACGAGGAGCUGUACAAGGUCGUCGACGGCGACGCCAAGAACGACAAAUAUCUCAUUGCUACGUCGGAGCAGCCCAUCUCGGCCUUUCACGCCGACGAGUGGCUCAUUGCGAAGGAUCUUCCCAUCAAGCGCGAGGCCGGAUCGCACGGUCGCGAUGCCUGGGGCAUUUACCGUGUCCACCAGUUCGAGAAGAUCGAGCAGUUCUUGUUGACGGACCCCGAGAAGUCGUGGGAGGCGCUCGACGACAUGAUUGCCGUGUCGGAGGAGUUCUACAAGUCGCUCGGGCUGCCCUACCAAGUUGUCGCCAUCGUUUCCGGCGCGCUGAACAAUGCGGCCUCCAAGAAGCUUGACCUGGAGGCCUGGUUUCCCUUCCAAGGCGAGUACAAGGAGCUCGUGUCCUGCUCCAACUGCACCGACUACCAGUCGCGAGCGCUCGAGAUCCGUUUCGGCGCGAAAUCCCAGACAGACACGAAGAAGAAGUACGUGCACUGCCUGAACGCGACGCUGUGCGCCACGACGAGGACCAUGUGCUGCGUGCUCGAGAACUACCAGACGGAAGAGGGUCUCCGCGUUCCCGAGCCGCUCCGCAAGUAUAUCCCUGGUGCGCCGGACUUUAUUCCCUUCUCCAAGGAGCUCCCCAAGGAAUCCACUUCGCAGAAGCCGCUGGUGCAAAGGCCAAAGGGUGGCAAAUAA